Molecule: messenger RNA, 4609 nt
Organism: Zingiber officinale
Lineage: Eukaryota; Viridiplantae; Streptophyta; Magnoliopsida; Zingiberales; Zingiberaceae
Product: putative pentatricopeptide repeat-containing protein At1g13630
Exons: 3
Coding region: 1869-4307 (812 amino acids)
Molecular function (GO): protein binding
Source: RefSeq, a predicted model, not a curated record
UCUUUAAUCUGUGUUUGUUUGUAGCCUGCCUGAAUUUUUAUGAGGUUGGAGAUUAUUCUCGACUGAUACCGUUUCUAAUUUUUGCAAUUCUGGCUCUUGAAAUCUAAACAAGUAUGUUCAUAGACAGUGUUACUCCAAGUUCUUGGAAAUCAAACUUGAUUGAGUGAUCAGGUUGAAAUUUUGCUGUGUUCAAGUUUUGAUUAAAUGGAUAUAUUGGUCAUUUGUUUGUGUUCUUAGCAUGCCUGUUUAUUUAUGAGUAGAGUCAAAGGUAGAUAGUUUUGUUCAUUAUAUGCUUUGAUGAAUUGUAUAUUAAGAUCUUCAUUGGAAAAAAAAAGAGAAUAGUUAUGUAACGUCUUCAAACUUUGCCCCCAAAGAGUACAUUUUGCAUAAGUUGUUCUUUUUCUAUGAAUUUGGACUAUAUGCCUUAAAAGUUAUUAUAUUUAUGAAUGAGUAAUUUGUUGCAUGCAAAGAUAAGAUUAAAAAAAGAAGUAAUUUGUUUCUGCCUGUGUUUUUUUAGUUAUAAAAGGACUUUCUUUCUUUUUCAGAAUAUCAUUUAUGAACAUUAGUGUUCUAUAAUUCUAUUCCAUUUCACUGAAAGUGUAGAAUCUGUCUAGCUUCAAAAUAUAUGAUAAAAUAAAAGAGAAUGAUGGGAAAUAGUGGGAGGAAAAUGGCUUUGCCUUAUUUCCAACGAAGUUAUUUUUCCUUAAAAAGAAUAAAAUAUCAGGAAAAAUUUAAAAUAAUUUUUAGUUGAAAGAAUUUUCCAUUAGUGGUAACGAGUUUUUUUUGCCUCUUAUUUUGCCUUCCAUGGAGUUUAUCAUUUUGGCCAUGAUUUAUAAGGAAUUUUUUAGUUUUCAAACCAACUUUAACUUUUCUGGCUAGUAAGAUGAGAUAGGCAACCAAAUCAAGCAUUAGAAUAAAUUACUGGUGAAGUUGGGAUGUUUUGUGAGGAACUUUUAUUUAUUUGUUGGUUUUAUUUAUUUGUUGGACGGAAUGUAAAGUUGGGAUAAAUCAUCUAUUCUAGAAUUGAAUUAAUGGAGUUGUAAUAUCUGGAUAUAGUGCAUAAAAAGAGAUAAAUUGUCCUCUCGGAUGAGUCUAGUGAUUAGCGCAUAAGGUAUUGUCACCAUGAGGUCUGAGGUUCGAAUCUUGACAAAGUUGAGGUAAAUGUUUCCUUUAUGUGCUAGUUAUUAUUCUAAAGGUUAGUAGUCGUCCAUGAUUUAUCUCUUCCGUAUUGGUCUCAAAUGAAUUGGUAGAGGCGCUGGGGCUCAUCUAAUAAAUUAAUGUAAUUAUGGUAUGAGUUUAAAUUUUCAUUACUCCUACACGAAUAUCAAUAGGAUAUAUAUACUAUUUUUUUUUUGUUAUUUUUCAUAAAAAAUAUGGGUUUUGUAAAAUAAUUGAUUUUAUUUUUAUUGUUGUCAAAUUAAAUUGAACUUAUUAAUUCAUGAGCCAUUUAACAAACCAAACUAAAGAAAAUUUUAUAAUCCGUUUAUUCUAUAUUUCAUUUUUAGAAUUUAUUAAUUUCAUUUUAUGAAUUUAACACGUCGGACUAAAUUAAAUAAUUUUGGAAAUUAUAAGAAAAAUCGAGAUAGAAUUAUUUGCUCUAGCUAAAUUUUAUCAAAUCACAAAAUUUACAAAAAAAAAGGGUUAAAAUAAUGCCAAGCCCGACGGGCCGGAUGAACCGGGCCGAGCCGGACCGGCGAUACUAUAAAUGGGUCUUCUGAUUUGUACGGGAGCAAUACCUUAAUGGGUAAUUUCCACCUUCCCGAAGCGAGGUUACUGGAAACUCCUCCCGACGAAGACGACGGCGGGCGGCGGAGCAAAGGCCGCCCGCCCUUUUUAUUUUCUCUCUAGAAUGAAACCCUAAACCUUCAAUGCUAUUCCGGCGCAAUUCCCCAUAUCAACUGCGGAUCCCUCGCCGCUGCUCCACCAGUAAACACCUGCUCUCGUCUCUGGCGGCGGCGGUUGUCGCCGAGGAGGAGGAACUCGUCUCCGCUUCUUCGGCCUCAGAUUCCCAGAGUUCUGUGAUAAAGUUCGUAUCUUUGUUCAAACCAGAGGCUGAAAGUAUCGCUCCGUGCCAAUUCGCCCGCGGGGGCUUCAGUCGACAUGGAGCUCCGAAGGAGAAGGAAACGGUCUCGUUCCCUGGAUUGCAUGAGAAUCGAAGGGUACGGAAAUUGGAGGUUUGCCACGCUUUGGCCAAAGAAGGGAGAUUGAAGGAGAUGCGAAACGCCAUGCGAGGGAUGGUGCAGGACGAAGGAGUUGGUUCAGCACCAUUAUUGAGUGAGCACCUGUGGACUCAUUUCAGACACUGGGAUUCCAGCAGCAUUGUUUGGGAUAUGUUGGCAGAUGUAUAUGCUAGAUCAGAAAUGAUGGACGACGCUCGUUUUGUCUUAAGCAAGAUGGCUAGCUUGGACAUGCAAGCUUCUGUGUCUACCUAUCACAGUUUAUUGCACAGUGCAAGGUAUACAAGCAUUGUUCUUGAUCUUUAUCGAGAAAUCAAAGCCAGUGGGAUUUCUUGCAGAGAGCAGACAAUUGAUCUCCUCAUAGACAGUCUCUGCAAACAAGGAAGAGUGCAAGAUGCAAUAUCGUUCUUCCAAGAGAUAAGAGAAGAGAAAUCAUAUUGCCCUCAUUUGAUCACCUUCAAUGCCCUCAUAUCCGGACUGUGUAAUUCUCGCUUUAUCAAGAUCGCAUGGUCUCUCCUCUCUCUUUCCUUUAAGUAUGGAUUUCUUCCCGAUGAAUAUAGUUUCAAUUCUCUUAUGCAUGGGUUAUGUCUAGCAGGAAAUGUGGAAGAAGCUUUGCAACUCUCUGAGUCUAUGCAAAAUGACGGUGUAGAGGUUGAUGUGGUUAUGUAUAAUAUUCUUAUAAAUGGGUGUCGUCGACUUGGAUCUAUGCGUGAGAUCUGGAUGCUCGUUAGAAUGAUGAUAAAACAGGGACUGCAGCCUGAUCCUGUUACUCAUACUAUUGUGAUAAGUGGUAUUUGUGAUGAAGGCGAUAUUGAUGAAGGACUAAGGAGGAUGGAUAUGCUUGCCCGAGGAUGCAGGCUGAAUAUUGUGACUUACAGUGUUCUCCUCAAUGCCCUUUGCAAAAAAGGGGACAUCGCUAAAGUUGAAGAGUUGCUUCAUGAGAUUAAAGAUAUCGGCCUCGAUAUGGAUCUAGUGGCAUAUUCCAUUCUCAUAAACGGGUAUUGCAAGUUGGGAGAAAUAGACAAGGCACUUCAGGUGUGCCGAUCUAUGAGCUCGAAGAGUGUGAUGCCAAAUUCUUUUUUUCAUGGAGCAAUUCUUUCAGGUAUGUGCAAGAAAGGUUUGAUGUCGGUAGCAAAGUGCUAUUUCGAGUACCUAGUUGCUACCGGUCAGAGAUUGAACGUUAUAUUAUAUAACAUUGUCAUUGAUGGCUUUGCUAAAGUUGGUGAUGUCGAAGAAGCUCUUGCAGUAUAUGAACAACUAAUUAGGUCAGCUAUAACUCCUACAAUUGUGACUUAUAAUUCCUUGAUUUAUGGUUUUUGUAAGAUCGGAAAGCCAACCGAGGCACAGAGAUUCUGGAGGGAAAUGGAUACGUAUGGACUGGUUCCUACAGCCAUAACAUACAAGACACUUAUUGAUGGAUUUUGUGAAAUUGGGGAUGCCGAUUCGAUGCAGAUGCUACUUGAGGAAAUGGAUAGGAAAUCAAUCAUGCUCGACAAAAUUACUUACAGUAUAGUUAUCAAGGCACUUUGUAAAAAGGGUAGAGUAAAAGAGGCUUUUGAUAAACUGAACGACAUGGUUCUUAGUGGAAUAGAUGCUGACUCAAUUGCCUACGGUACAAUUAUCCAAGGCUUUUAUCAGCAAAGGAACUCAGACAUGGCCUUCUACAUAUUUUAUAAAAUGUUAAAAGGCGGUAUUGCACCUACUCCUGCUACUUAUACCUUUCUCAUUGAUUGUCUUUGUUUAAAUCACCAAGUUGACAAAGCAGAGGAGUUCCUAUAUUAUCUUUUGCAUCAGGGUAUCAGAUUGAGGAAGUGUGCCUACACCACUGUCAUAAAAGCACAUUGUGCCAUGGCGAUCCCGGAUAAGGCCUUUGUGCUCUUUGAUAAACUGUUGAAGUCUGGACAUGAAGUUACAAUCAAUGACUUCAGUGCGGUGAUCAACCGAUUAUGCAAACGGCAUUUUGUACAUGAGGCAAAGGGCUUCUUCAAUAAGAUGUUAGGUUUCGGCAUACAUCCAGAUCAGGAAGUGUGUGAUGUGAUCUACAAUGCCUUCCUCAGGACGAAAGAUUACAAGUCAUUGAUUACUUUCUGUGCCUUUUUGAUCAAAAGAGGAUUGGAGCCACAAUCAUAAAAGCACAUUGUUGAAGAUGGAUAUCUGGAUCUUAAGUCUGCUCAAAAUUGUUCUACUCCACUUACAAAUCUACUUCAAAGAAAAGUUCAAGAUAUUCGAGUAUGUCCAACUCUCCUAUCGAAGAGAACCCUUAACGAACAUAGGGUGGUACAUCGCCUUCGCUGUAGUCGAUCACUUGAAACGGGAGGUUUGUAUGUGAUAUAUUAGCAACCUCAUUAUAAAUUUUAGAGAAGUCAAUUUUGUGAGUUUUUUAGUUGAUAUUAGAUAUUCAGUUUAAUUCGAUUCCAUAAAUAUUUACAACU